Molecule: messenger RNA, 1449 nt
Organism: Cucurbitaria berberidis CBS 394.84
Lineage: Eukaryota; Fungi; Ascomycota; Dothideomycetes; Pleosporales; Cucurbitariaceae
Product: cation efflux family protein-like protein
Exons: 2
Coding region: 1-1449 (482 amino acids)
Biological process (GO): transmembrane transport; monoatomic cation transport
Cellular component (GO): membrane
Molecular function (GO): monoatomic cation transmembrane transporter activity
Source: RefSeq, a predicted model, not a curated record
AUGCCAUUGCCAUUGCCGCCGCGCACCCCUACGCCGCCCCCUGAAGAAGACACUACGCAACCUGUUGGCCUUGGACUUGAGGGCGAGCUGUCGCCUGGGAAACUGGGAUUCGGCACGAAUACGCUCUCUCCUAUGUCUGCAACAUUCCCUUCCAGGCAGUAUGCGACUCUCGCGCCAAACGAUUCUAUAUCCCAGAGGCCAUCGCCUAGCACCAUCUACACGCCUGCAAGCGCAACCUUUCCGUAUACCCCAGCAAGUGCUGCCAGCGGGACAAAUGAUACAGAUGCGCUUUCAUUGAACGGGUCAGAGAACGGUCGCAACCCGUUCAACUUCCAGCCUGUCCCCUACCAGCCUGAGCGGACGCAAGCUAAACAAAAUGACAUUGGCCGUAGACGAGGACACAAGUACAAACACAGUAGCGUUUCCCACCAGAUCUUUCUCGAACCUGCGCCGCGCGCUCCGCUCCAGCUCCCUGCUUCGCUUCCUGUUCCCACCUUCAAGGAGUAUCGAUCGUCCAUGUCCAAGGAUCAAAAGCUACGACUAGCAUGGUGCUUCUGCCAUCUGGUAGUGGCAGGUCUUGUACAAUGGGGCGCACACGAAUCUUUGGCGCUUACUGUGCUUUCUCGCCUGAUAUUCUACGAUGCGCUUGGAGCAUUCCUGUGCAUAGCAGUGGACAUUGGUUCUAACUUUGAACUUUGGAAGCGAUCGAGUAUACGCCAUCCCUUCGGGUUCGAGCGCUUGGAAGUCAUCGCGGGACUAGGAAUGUCCGUUGGACUUUUGUUCAUGGGGUUGGAUCUUAUAUCUCACGGUUUAACACAUGCGCUGGAGAACACAGGUGGACACCAAGCGCAUCACGCGGACGCUCACGAGCGAGUAUCGCCAGGCAGCAUUGAUCUUGCUGCCCUGAGUGGGAUUGUUUCAACCCUUGUCUCAGCGAUCUUGCUCAAGAAUCACGCUCGCAUUGGCAAGGUGAUGAGACUGGGGGCAAUUGCCAAUCUGCCUUCGGUGUUGAGCAAUCCUUCUCAUUUCCUUACCCUGUCUUGCUCGACGCUGCUUUUACUUCUGCCACUUCUCAGUAUUCAGAUGUAUGUCUGGCUGGAUCGCACUCUGUCCUUUUCGGUUGCGUUUGCUAUGGUGGCGCUAGGCUGGAUCCAAGGAUGGACAUUGGGAAAGAUGCUGCUAAUGUCCUACUCUGGUCCCGGGGUGUCGGAUGUCAUGUACGACAUCGAGACGGACCCGUCGAUUAGUGUAGUGGAGGAAGCCAAGUUCUGGCAAGUUCACUAUGGACUGUGCCAGGCCAACCUGAAGCUGCGGGUGCGCAAUUUGGAGGACAUAGGACGCCUUCGCGAUCGCAUUGGCAGCAUGGUGCGGAAUCGCUUGGGCGGGGGAUACGGCAGUGGAGGACAGAAGUGGGAGGUUUCUACGCAAAUCACGCUUGAGAAGGACUGA